Rhinolophus ferrumequinum (greater horseshoe bat) is the source of this 1512-nucleotide messenger RNA. RefSeq names its product sodium/hydrogen exchanger 2-like. The record is from RefSeq and is a predicted model, not a curated record. Gene Ontology annotation, biological process: proton transmembrane transport; regulation of pH; sodium ion transport. Gene Ontology annotation, molecular function: sodium:proton antiporter activity. NCBI's taxonomy places the organism in Eukaryota, Metazoa, Chordata, Mammalia, Chiroptera, Rhinolophidae. Gene Ontology annotation, cellular component: membrane.
AUGGUCCAUGGAUUGGGGCUCCUCUUUCCUCUGCUGCUUGGGCACCUCUGCUCCCAACUUCUGGGAACCUCUGGGGAUAGCAUGCAGCACUACCGGAACCUGAGGGCCAACAGUAGCAGCUGGGAACUUGAAGGAACGCAGGAUAAUGGCUCAAUGGUGUCUGCUCAAACACUCCACUUUUCCUUGGAUUACCAGCAUGUGCAGGUCCCUUUCGAGAUCACACUCUGGAUUAUGUUUGCCUCUUUGGCAAAAUAGGUAAGAUUUCACCUCUAUAAUAAGAUGCCCAUAGUUGUACCUGAAAGUUGCCUCUUGAUGUUUGUAGGUCUCAUCCUGGGAGGACUAAUUUGCAGUUUAAAUGACAAAUCCCCACCAGUAAGGGACAGUGAUAGAUUUUUCCUGUAUUUACUUCCACCAAUUGUCCUUGAUGCAGGGUAUUUUAUGCCCGCUCAGCCAUUUUUUGAAAACAUAGGAACCAUUCUGUUGUAUGUUGUAGUUGGAACCAUGUGGAAUGCAUUUGGGAUAGGCCUUUCCCUCUAUGGCAUAUGUCAAGUGAAGUACUUCAACCUUCAAGAUGUGUCAUUGCUCCAUAACCUUUGGUUUGGGAGUUUGAUUGCUGCACUAGAUCCUCUGGCUGAAAUCUCUGUAUUUGAAGAAAUUCAUGUGAAUGCAAAGCUUCAUAUUUUGGUGUUUGGAGAAUCCCUCCUUAAUGAUGCUGUUACUGUGCUCUAUAAGCUAUUUAAAUCUUUCUGUGGAAUGCCAUCUAUCAAACCACUGGAUAUUUUGGCUGGGAUAGGAAUUUUUUUUUUUUUUUUGGUUGGAAUCGGAGGCAUUUUCACUGGGUUCCUGUUUGGCAUGGCUGUUGCCUUUACCACAGGCUUUACCAAGGUCAUUUGGGUCAUCGAACCUCUCUUUGUCUUCUUAUGUAGUUACCUCUCCUACCUGAUUGCUGAAAUGCUCCAUCUCUCAGGGAUUGUGGCAAUUAUUGCCUGUGCUAUGAGUAUGAAACACUAUGUGGAAGCUAACAUUUCUCAGAAGUCCCAUACCACUAUCAAGUACUUCAUGAAGAUAUGGAGCAGUGUUAGUGAUACUCUUAUCUUCAUCUUCCUUGGUGUUUCUACUAUUGGAGAUAACCAUGAAUGGAAUUGGCCUUACAUUUGUUUCACUGUCAUUUUUUGUCUUAUUUGGAGAGCAUCAGGAAUUCUUGUGCUGACCUUCUUCAUAAACAAAUGUCAUGUGAAUACAGUCACCAGGAAGGACCAAUUUAUUAUAGCCUAUGGAGGACUUAGAGGACCAAUCUGUUUCUCCCUUGUUUUCCUACUUCCAGAAUUUUCCAGAAAGAAACAAUUGGAGUAUUUCAACAGCGGGUAUCUGCAGAAGAUUUUGCUCAGAGAAAAUGAGCAGCCCAAAUCAAGCAUUGUGCUUCUUUAUGAGAAGCUUGAAAGAAAACAUGCCAUUGAACUGGCAGAAGCAAAUCAGUUAAUAGACACACCAUCUAGUGCAUCUUUGCUGUAA